AAAACCCAUCUAAAGAUUUAUCCGGUCUAAUCUAACAAGUAACGGAAACCAUCUAGAAACUCACGCAAUCCUGAUUUCCGCGGCUUAACAAAAUAUAGAACCCCGCCCCGCCGUGUGAGUCCCAGCCACGGCGAAACGCGAUGCCGGAGAAUUUUUUCAUUCAUAAAUCGAUUCUCUCUCUUCAUUCCGUUCGUUCAUAAAUCAAUCUUCAAAUCACACUACUAUACUACAGACUGAUUAAUUUAGGGUUUAGGUUAAUUAAAUGGCGACCGCUUCUCAGUCGCACCCUCACCUCCACUCUCACUCCCAUCCCCACCGUUAUAUUGGUCCUCCCUCUGUCGUACCCGGCGAUGCUCUGAAUCGCAUCCUCGCCGACCUCUGCACCCGUGGCAACCCUAAGGAAGGUGCCUCUUUAGCUUUUAAGAAGCAUCUAGAAGAAGAAGCUCGCGACCUAAGUGGUGAAGCUUUUUCUCGAUUUAUGGAUCAAUUGUAUGAUAAGAUAUCAAGCCUUUUAGAGAGUAGUGAUGUUGCUGAGAAUCUUGGAGCUCUUAGGGCAAUUGAUGAGUUAAUUGAUGUGGCGCUCGGAGAGAAUGGUUCCAAGGUCUCUAGAUUCUCAAGUUAUAUGAGGACUGUUUUUGAGGCGAAGCGUGAUCCUGAGAUUUUGGUUCAUGCUAGUAGGGUUCUUGGUCACCUUGCUAGAGCUGGUGGAGCUAUGACUGCUGAUGAAGUUGAACGCCAGGUUAAAAUUGCACUGGAUUGGCUUGAAGGGCCCAGAGUGGAGUAUCGGCGUUUUGCCGCUGUUUUAAUCUUGAAAGAAAUGGCAGAAAAUGCUUCAACUGUUUUCAAUGUCCAUGUGCCGGAAUUUGUAGAUGCUAUCUGGGUUCCUUUGCGAGAUCCAGCAUUGCCAGUUCGUGAGCGGGCUGUGGAGGCAUUGCGUGCCUGCCUUAAUGUUAUUGAAAAGCGUGAGACACGAUGGCGUGUGCAAUGGUAUUAUCGAAUGUUUGAGGCCACACAGGAUGGAUUAGGUAAAAACGCCCCAGUGCACAGUAUACACGGUUCAUUGCUUGCUGUUGGAGAGCUUUUGAGGAAUACUGGGGAGUUCAUGAUGUCAAGAUACCGAGAAGUUGCCGAAAUUGUUCUUAGAUAUCUAGAGCACCGGGAUCGGCUUGUUCGCUUGAGCAUAACUUCGUUGCUACCUCGAAUUGCACAUUUUCUGCGUGAUCGUUUUGUUACCAACUAUUUAACAAUAUGCAUGAAUCAUAUUCUUUCCGUCUUGAAAGUUCCUCAAGAUCGUGAUAGUGGGUUCAUUGCUCUCGGAGAGAUGGCUUUAGCACUGGAUGGGGAACUUAGCCAUUAUUUGCCGACCAUAUGCACUCAUUUACGCGAGGCAGUAUGUUACACUAUUGAUGCCAGUCUUGAGCCAUAUUUUUUUCUUGCUGCUUGUUUCAUUUCUUGUUUAAAGAUUGCUCCCCGUAGGAAUAAACCUUCACUUGAGGCCUUGGCAUGUGUUGGAAAUAUAGCAAAAGCAAUGGGGCCUACUACUGAACCUCAUAUUCGAGGCCUUCUGGAUGUUAUGUUUUCUUCUGGUCUUUCAACUGUUCUUGUGGAAACUCUUGAGCAAAUAAGUAUGAGCAUUCCAUCCCUGAUGCCAACCAUUCAAGACCGGCUACUGGACAGUAUAUCUAUGGUUCUUUCUAAAUCUCCUUAUCUAGGGAGGCCUGCACAAAGCAUCGGUAAAGGAACAAUUAUAAAUAUCGGUCAGCAAGUUUCAGAGCUUAGUGGUUCUUCUCUCAUACAGCUUGCUUUGCAGACCCUUGCUCGCUUUAACUUUAAGGGCCAUGAUCUACUUGAGUUUGCGAGGGAAUCAGUUGUUGUCUAUUUGGAUGACGAGGAUAGAUCUACACGAAAAGAUGCAGCUCUAUGUUGUUGCAAAUUAAUUGCUACUUCUUUCACUGGUAUUGCAAGCGCACAUUUUGGUUCUAACAGGUUGUCUCGAUCAGGAGGGAAGCGCCGUCGUCUUGUUGAGGAGCUUGUGGAGAAGCUUCUCAUUUCUGCUGUUGCUGAUGCUGAUGUUACUGUACGCCACUCUAUCUUCACUUCUGUUCAUGGAGAUAGAGGUUUUGAUGAGUAUUUGGCACAGGCUGACAAUUUGAGUGCAGUAUUUGCUGCUUUAAAUGACGAGGAUUUUGAUGUUCGAGAGUACACAAUUUCUGUGGCUGGAAGGUUGUCAGAGAAAAAUCCUGCAUAUGUUCUUCCAGCUCUUCGUCGAUAUCUCAUACAAUUGUUAACAUACUUGGGGCAAAGUGCAGAUAGCAAAUGCAAGGAGGAAAGUGCGAAGUUAAUUGGCUGUUUGAUAAGGAAUUGUGAAAGACUAAUACUUCCGUACAUUGCUCCAAUUCAUAAGGCACUUGUGGCCAGACUUCUUGAUGUUAGUGCCAAUAUUGGAAUUAUUAGUGGAGUCCUUGUAACUGUGGGGGAUCUUGCCAGGGUGGGAGGUUUUGCAAUGAGGCAAUACAUUCCCGAACUUAUGCCUUUAAUUGUUGAAGCUUUAUUGGAUGGAGCAGCUGUCUCCAAACGUGAAAUAGCUGUUGCUACUCUUGGUCAAGUUGUACAGAGCACUGGGUACGUUAUUACUCCAUAUAAUGAGUAUCCACAAUUACUUGGGUUACUCUUAAAAUUACUGAAUGGUGAGCUAGUGUGGUCUACCAGACGCGAAGUAUUGAAGGUUCUUGGCAUAAUGGGUGCUUUGGAUCCUCAUUUGCAUAAGCGAAAUCAAAAAGCACUUCCAGGGCCUCAUGGAGAAGUUACACGCCCUGCUUCUGAUUCAAAUCAACAGAUUCAGUCUAUCGAUGAAUCUCCCAUGGACUUGUGGCCUUCUUUUGCUUCAUCAGAUGACCAUUAUUCCACGGUUGCGAUUAAUUCUCUCAUGCGGAUUUUGAGGGACCCAUCACUUGCUAGUUACCACUUAAAGGUGGUUGGGUCUCUGAUGUUCAUAUUCAAGUCAAUGGGACUAGGCUGUGUUCCAUACUUGCCAAAGGUUUUGCCUGAUCUCUUUCACACUGUUCGUACAUGUGAAGAUAGUUUGAAGGACUUUAUAACAUGGAAGCUUGGAACUCUGGUGUCAAUUGUGCGCCAGCACAUUCGAAAAUAUCUGCAAGAUUUGUUUUCUUUGGUUUCAGAAUUAUGGUUAGCAUUCUCUCUUCCAGCACCAACUCGUCCUUCUCUUGGCUAUCCGGUACUUCACCUGGUAGAACAACUUUGCUUGGCUCUUAAUGAUGAAUUUAGGACAUAUCUACCGGUUAUUCUGCCGAGAUGUAUUCAGAUAAUCAGUGAUGCAGAACGGUGCAAUGAUUACACUUAUGUUCUUGAUAUUCUCCACACCCUAGAAACUUUUGGUGGGACUUUGGAUGAGCAUAUGCAUCUACUUCUACCUGCUCUUAUUAGGUUGUUUAAAGUGGAUACCUCAGUUAACAUAAGACGUGCUGCAAUUAAAACUUUAAUAAGAUUGAUCCCUCGUGUGCAGGUCACUGGUCACAUAUCCGCCCUUGUUCAUCACUUGAAGUUAGUUUUGGAUGGGAAAAAUGAUGAGCUCCGAAAGGAUGCUGUUGAUGCACUUUGUUGUUUGGCUCAUGCACUUGGCGAGGAUUUCAAGAUUUUUAUACCAUCAAUAAACAAACUUCUUCGGAAAUAUCAAUUGCAGCACAAGGAGUUUGAGGAAAUUGAAGGCCGUUUGCAGAGACGUGAGCCACUAAUCCUUGGGACCACAGCUACUCAAAGACUGAACCGUCGACUUCCUGUUGAGGUUAUUAGUGAUCCGCUAGAUGAUGCAGAGAAUGAUCCUUAUGAAGCUGGAUCUGAUUCUCACAAACUCAAGGGACAUCAGGUUAAUGAUAGUCGAUUGCGAUCUGCUGGGGAAGCUUCUCAGCGAAGUACCAGGGAAGAUUGGGCAGAAUGGAUGAGACAUUUUAGCAUUCAACUUCUAAAGGAAUCUCCUUCUCCAGCCCUACGAACCUGUGCUAGGCUUGCUCAGUUGCAGCCUUUUAUUGGGAGGGAAUUGUUUGCGGCUGGAUUUGUCAGCUGUUGGGCACAGUUGAAUGAGGCCACUCAGAGACAUAUGGUUCGAAAUCUGGAAAUGGCAUUUUCUUCUCCACAUAUUCCUCCGGAAAUAUUGGCGACUCUUCUCAAUUUGGCUGAGUUCAUGGAACAUGAUGAGAAACCUCUUCCUAUUGACAUUCGCCUUCUGGGUGCUCUUGCGGAGAAGUGUCGUGCAUUUGCAAAGGCCUUGCACUAUAAAGAAAUGGAAUUUGAAGGAGCUCGUUGCACCAAGAUGGAUGCUAAUCCAGUUUCUGUAGUUGAAGCUCUUAUUCAUAUAAACAACCAAUUGCACCAACACGAGGCCGCAGUUGGAGUAUUGACCUAUGCUCAACAACAUCUAGAAUUUCAACUUAAGGAGUCAUGGUAUGAGAAACUGCAGCGAUGGGAUGAUGCUCUCAAGGCAUAUACUGCAAAGGCAUCUCAAGUAACAAGUGCACAACUUGUGUUGGACACCGCUUUAGGUAGGAUGAGAUGCCUUGCUGCAUUAGCUCGAUGGGAAGAGUUAAGUGAUCUAUGUAAGGAAUAUUGGACCCCAGCUGAUGCAGUAACUCGUCUUGAAAUAGCACCAAUGGCUGCUAAUGCUGCUUGGAACAUGGGAGAAUGGGACCAAAUGGCUGAAUAUGUGUCUCGGUUAGAUGAUGGCGACGAAACAAAAAUUCGAACUGCAGGAAAUAAUGCUUCUAGCAGUGACGGAAGUAGUAAUGGCACCUUCUUCAGGGUUGUUCUAUCAGUUCGCAGAGGAAAGUAUGAUGAAGCACGGGAGUAUGUUGAAAGAGCUAGAAAAUGUCUGGCAACAGAGCUUGCUGCUUUGGUUUUGGAGAGCUAUGAGCGGGCUUACAGCAAUAUGGUUCGUGUUCAGCAGCUAUCUGAACUAGAAGAGGUGAUUGAUUACUGUACACUUCCUAUUGGAGACAGAGUUGCUGAAGAGCGACGGGCUCUUAUUCGUAACAUGUGGACUCAGCGUAUAGAAGGAGCCAAGAGCAAUGUUGAGGUUUGGCAGGCACUUUUGGCUGUUAGAACACUUGUGCUGCCACCUGGGGAAGACAUUGAAACAUGGCUAAAAUUUGCUUCCCUUUGCAGAAAAAGUGGGCGCAUUAACCAAGCAAGAUCUACUUUAGUUAAACUUCUACAGUAUGACCCUGAAAUAACUCCUGAAAAUGUCCGAUAUCAUGGCCCACCUCAAGUAAUGCUUGCAUACUUGAAGUUCCAGUGGUCACUUGGAGAGGAUUCAAAGCGCAGAGAGGCAUUUGUUAGGCUACAGAAUUUAGCUAUGGAAUGUUCAAAUGUACCCAACAUUCAGCCAGUUACGCACCCAGUCUUCACAAGUGGUUUAAAUCCAAGUGUUCCUCUCCUUGCUCGUGUUUAUCUGAAUCUUGGCUCCUGGCAGUGGGCACUUUCUCCUGGACUGGUUGAGGAAUCCAUAAAAGAUAUACUCGAUGCAUUCUUAAAAGCUACUCAAUAUGCAAAUAAAUGGGCCAAAGCUUGGCAUAAAUGGGCAUUGUUCAAUACAGCAGUGAUGUCUCAUUACACUUUAAGAGGUUUCCCAGACACUGCAGCACAGUUUGUUGUUGCUGCUGUCACCGGAUACUUUCAUUCUAUAGCAUGUGCAGCAAAUUCGAAAGGUGUUGACGGGAGUUUACAGGAUAUUCUUCGCCUUUUAACACUAUGGUUCAACCAUGGAGCUACUGCAGAAGUUCAAAUGGCCCUAACGAAAGGAUUUUCCCUAGUUAAUAUCAAUACCUGGCUAGUUGUUCUGCCUCAAAUAAUUGCCAGGAUACACUCUAAUAACCAUGCCGUGAGAGAGUUGAUACAAUCACUGUUGGUUCGAAUUGGGCAAAACCAUCCACAGGCUCUCAUGUAUCCUUUGCUUGUGGCCUGUAAAUCAAUAAGUAACUUGCGUAAAGCUGCAGCUCAGGAAGUUGUGGACAAAGUUCGGCAGCACAGUGGUGUACUUGUGGAUCAGGCCCAACUUGUAUCAAAAGAGCUUAUCAGAGUUGCUAUUCUUUGGCACGAGCUAUGGCAUGAAGCACUUGAAGAAGCCAGCCGUCUUUAUUUUGGUGAACAUAAUAUUGAAGGGAUGUUAAAGGUGUUGGAACCGCUGCACGAAAUGCUUGAAGAAGGUGCAAUGAAAAACAAUGCUACCAUAAAGGAGAGAGUAUUUAUUGAGGCCUAUCGACAGGAAUUGUUGGAGGCAUAUGAAUGCUCAAUGAAUUAUAAGAGAACUGGGAAAGAUGCUGAGCUUACUCAGGCAUGGGAUAUCUAUUAUCAUGUAUUCAGAAAGAUAGAUAAGCAACUUCAAAGUCUUGCUACUUUAGACUUGGAGACGGUUUCUCCAGAGUUGCUGGAAUGCCGAAAUUUAGAGCUUGCCGUUCCUGGGACAUACUGCGCUGAUGCACCAGUGGUUACUAUUGCAUCAUUUGCACCCCAGCUUGUUAUCAUACCAUCUAAGCAACGGCCCCGGAAAUUAACUAUUCAUGGGAGUGAUGGUGAUGAUUAUGCCUUCUUAUUGAAGGGGCACGAGGAUUUACGCCAGGAUGAACGAGUCAUGCAGCUUUUUGGCUUGGUGAAUACCCUGCUGGAGAAUUCUCCUAAAACAGCUGAGAAAGAUCUGUCGAUUGAACGAUAUGCUGUAAUCCCUUUAUCUCCAAACAGUGGUCUAAUUGAAUGGGUCCCGAAUUGUGAUACUUUGCAUUCACUUAUCAGGGAGUACAGGGAUGCUAGAAAGGUCAUCUUGAAUCAUGAACACAAAUGCAUGCUUAAUUUUGCACCUGAUUAUGACCAUUUGCCUCUUAUAGCUAAAGUGGAGGUGUUUGAGUAUGCUUUGCACAAUACUGAAGGAAACGACCUAGCAAAGGUGCUUUGGUUAAAAAGUCGAACUUCUGAGGUAUGGCUCGAGAGGAGAACAAAUUAUACCAGAAGUUUGGCAGUUAUGAGCAUGGUUGGCUACCUUCUUGGGUUGGGUGAUCGUCAUCCUAGCAAUCUAAUGUUGCAUCGGUUUAGCGGGAAGAUUUUACACAUCGAUUUUGGAGACUGUUUUGAAGCAUCGAUCAAUCGAGAGAAGUUCCCGGAGAAGGUUCCAUUUCGCUUGACAAGAAUGCUUGUGAAAGCUAUGGAAGUUAGUGGAAUCGAAGGAAAUUUCCGCUCAACUUGUGAAAAUGUUAUGCAAGUUUUGAGAACAAAUAAAGAUAGUGUUAUGGCCAUGAUGGAGGCCUUUGUGCAUGAUCCUCUUAUAAAUUGGCGUCUUUUCAACUUCAAUGAAGUUCCGCAAAUGUCCAUGCUUACUAGCAAUCAUGCACCUCCUACUGUAACUAGUGAAGAAUCUGGCCCAAAUCGAGAGCUUCCUCAUCCUCAACGCGGUGUUCGUGAAAGGGAACUUCUUCAGGCGGUUAACCAACUCGGUGAUGCAAACGAGGUUCUGAAUGAGCGUGCCGUGGUUGUCAUGGCUCGUAUGAGUAACAAGCUUACCGGUCGAGAUUUUUCAACUUGCUCUUCAGUAUUAAACAGCUCCCUUCCAAAUGCAGUGGACCAUAGCAACUUAAAUUCUGGAGACUCUCGAGAAAUUGAUCAUGCUUUAUCUGUGAAAUUGCAAGUACAAAAAUUAAUUUCCCAUGCUACCUCACAUGAAAAUCUAUGUCAAAACUACGUUGGGUGGUGCCCUUUCUGGUAAAUCAAGGGAGCUGUAAAUAUUGAUAUUCUGUACAAAGUGAAGACUUGUCAUGGAUCCUACCCCAUCCUCUUUCCCCUACAUCUUUAAUGUGUAUAUUGUACAGUCAUUUGCUACAGUUUACAUGCUUGGUCCUUGUAGUUAAGACUGCAUUUUAAUAGGGUCUAUAUCCCUCCCCAAUCAUUAAAUUGUGUAUAUGUAUAUUAUGUACAUCUGUAUAUGUAUAUAAAGCCAUUUGUUCCUGUGAUUA
Lathyrus oleraceus (garden pea) is the source of this 8009-nucleotide messenger RNA. Its product is annotated as serine/threonine-protein kinase TOR. Gene Ontology annotation, cellular component: nucleus; TORC2 complex; TORC1 complex. Gene Ontology annotation, biological process: negative regulation of macroautophagy; TOR signaling. The record is from RefSeq and is a predicted model, not a curated record. Gene Ontology annotation, molecular function: protein serine/threonine kinase activity; protein binding; protein-containing complex binding. The transcript is spliced from 57 exons. NCBI's taxonomy places the organism in Eukaryota, Viridiplantae, Streptophyta, Magnoliopsida, Fabales, Fabaceae. The coding region runs from base 263 to 7762 and encodes 2499 amino acids.